Messenger RNA from Rotaria sp. Silwood2, 687 nucleotides. NCBI's taxonomy places the organism in Eukaryota, Metazoa, Rotifera, Eurotatoria, Philodinida, Philodinidae. The record is from the annotation of a GenBank genome assembly.
AUGUCUUCAGAAACUGUUGAAAAUAUAUCAAGUUUAAGUCGUCAACAAAAUGAAAAAAGCAAUAAUGAAUUAUGGAAAAAACUUAAGAUUGAGUUUCUUCUCGACCAUCCAGUAUUUCCAGAUAAUGUAAUUUACGGCAAUAUCAAAGUUGAUCCUGAGAGCGCUCAGCAUAUGAUUAAAAAAUUCAUAUUUUCAAUCGAUGAAGAUGAUAUACUUCAUUAUAUUUUUUUACAGUUAGUUGUUGAUGGAUCAAAUGAAACUGAUUUUGACAGUAAAUAUCGUUAUAUAUCAGCACGUGGCUUCGAUCCAACACAAAAAGAAAUAUCAGUACGGAUUGAUGCUGAGCCCAAAGAUUCAAAGUUAAAUCCUAAAGAAUCCAAUACUGUAAAUUUUUCGAUUGUACGUAAAAUUUUUUCUUUCACACCAACUGCAAGCAUUAAAUGGACAGAUGAAAAUUCGAAACCCGAUCUGAUUAUUCAAUGGUCUCAUCUUGGUAAUCCAGUGGUUAAAAAAUAUAUUCUUAUUUUAGAUAAAAAAGAAAUUAAUUAUAUUCGUAAUCCUACAAUAGCUGAUGCAUACAAAGUUUGUCUCAAAAGAUUUGAUGCUGGUCCAAAGUCUACUGAACAUACUAUUCAAAUCGUAGCAAUACUUACUACAAAAGUUUCAUCUGGAGAAGUUGUUCAUUAA